Molecule: messenger RNA, 1361 nt
Organism: Amphiprion ocellaris (clown anemonefish)
Lineage: Eukaryota; Metazoa; Chordata; Actinopteri; Pomacentridae
Gene: ccdc43
Product: coiled-coil domain containing 43
Exons: 5
Coding region: 29-676 (215 amino acids)
Source: RefSeq, a predicted model, not a curated record
CGGCAAUGAAGGACCCGAAAGGGCCAAGAUGGCUGCGCCCUUGACAGACGCCGGGGAGUUUGAAAGCUGGCUAAAUGAUCGGCUAGACUCGUUGGAAGUAGACCGAGAGGUGUACGGGGUGUACAUUUUAGGGAUUUUACAAGAAGAGGAGAGCGACGAGGAGAAAGAAGAUGCGCUUCAAGGAAUUUUAUCCGCAUUUCUGGAUGAGGACACCAUGGAAGAUGUCUGCAAACAGAUCAUCAAGCAGUGGACAGAGUGUUGCAGUCGAUCAGCAGCCAAAAGAGAUGCUGAAGAUGCUGAGGUCCAGGCCAUUGCCAGUAUGAUCGAAAAACAAGCUCAGAUUGUGGUGAAGCAGAAGGAGGUGUCUGAGGAGUCAAAGAAAAGGAAAGAGGCCCUUCUCGCCCAAUACGCUAACGUAACAGACGAAGAGGAUGAAGCUGAAGAAGAGGAGCAAACAAGUGGAAAUAACUUUACAGGAAAUGACAAAUCUCUGUUCAAGAACACCAAUGUGGAGGAGGUGCUGAACAGACAAAAGCAAAAGCGAGACCAGGCUCGUGAGGAUGCUCAGAAGAAGAAGGAAAUGGACAAGAUGCAGCGAGAGAAAGACAAACUAGCCAAACAAGACAGAAAAGAGAAGGAAAAGAAGCGUACACAAAAAGGUGAACGCAAAAGAUAAAACCAAACAAGAGGACACUUUGCAAGUGAAAGAUUUUUCUUACAAGAAAAAAAGAUUGUCGUCAACUCUUUUUAGCUAAACCUCGCCAUCACUCAUGUUCAUCAGAUCCUCCUCGUGAAUUACAUUCUGUAUCUCAUAGCAUGUGUAAAAAAUCAGUGAAUUGGAUGUUGUGCAGAACCAAAAUUCCUUAUAUUUAGUUCUCCCUGAUUUAAAUCAGAUACAGAAAGAUGUCUGGGAAUAAAGCUGCAAAUCUUAAACUAAUGACAACUGUGAUAGCGUCAUGUUGUUGGUCAACAAAUGUGACGUGGUUUAGUGUUGACUGAAUUAUCCCAAAAUUAUCAGAGUGUACACCUGAAACACAAAUUGGACUAAUCACGGUAAAAGUGGAGAAAUCCUUGUGAAGCAGCUCAGUCUGCAGUUUCUGCUGUUGUCAUUUGUGCCAACACCUUGUAAAUGCCUUUUAUUUCUGCACAACUUCUAUGUAAAGGCUGGUGCUGCUGUCAGACAUCAUUGCUUGCUUUUCAAUGCUUUAGGUUAAAGUUUUACUGUGUAGACAUUUUGUUGAAGAAUAGAACAAAGGAGCAGUUGGUAAAUUAUACCUCAAAUAUAUCAUGUACCAUCAUUUCAGUGUUUAUACUGAGGUUCAACAUCUUUUUAAAUUAAUAAAAAAAACAUUUUUCAACAA